Molecule: messenger RNA, 3164 nt
Organism: Pristis pectinata (smalltooth sawfish)
Lineage: Eukaryota; Metazoa; Chordata; Chondrichthyes; Rhinopristiformes; Pristidae
Product: zinc finger protein 474-like
Exons: 3
Coding region: 1-681 (226 amino acids)
Source: RefSeq, a predicted model, not a curated record
AUGUCAAAACUUCAGAGAGUUUGCUAUAUAUGUGGUAGGCAAUUUGGAUUGCAUUCAAUUGUCAUUCAUGAGCCUCAGUGCCUGGAGAAAUGGCGGAUUGAGAAUGAGAAAUUACCAAAGCACCAACAAAGACCAGAACCCAAAAAACCAGAGACAAUCAAAACAGAUGGUUCACUUGAUGUUAAUGCUUCAAAUGCAGCAGCUUUCAAAAGCCCAAAUGCCCAGCUUAUUCCCUGUGAAAACUGUGGUCGAACAUUCCAACCUGAUCGACUCUCUGUACACCAGAGAAGCUGUAAAUCAAAUGAUGGAGGAGGUGCAUCAUUCAAAACACCUCAGUCAAGUACAAGUUACAAAUCUCCACCAGCAGCUAGACGUCCACGAACAGUGAUCUGCUACAUUUGUGGCCGAGAAUAUGGAACUACAUCUAUAAGUAUCCAUGAGCCCCAGUGUUUAAAAAAAUGGCACAUUGAAAAUGACCAGCUUCCAAAGCAUCUCAGGAGGCCUGAGCCCAAAAAACCUGAAGUCAGGCCUAUCAAGGGUACAGGUACCUAUGAUGUUGAUGCUUUAAAUGAGGCAGCUUGGAGAAGUUCCCAAGACCAACUCGUGCCUUGUGACAUCUGUGGGCGUACUUUCCUCCCAGACAGAUUGAUUGUCCACCAGCGUUCAUGUAAACCAAAGUAAUCAAGCUGCCAAAUAAAUCCAAACAACCAAGGAAUGAAAAUUGACUGUUGGGUAUAACUGAUUUACUCCGAUAAAAUGACACAAAGCAGAAAAAUGAAAAAAACUCAUUUUAUUGUUUCUGGCUUCUGUGCAGUGGUUGUGAUUUUUAAUAACACUUUAAAAAUUAAAUCAACUUCUCAGUUAUUUUUGCUUCAGAGAUUGGAUCUGAAAUUCCACAGCUGUUCCAGUGAACACAUGCUAUAACUUUGCCCAAUUCCAACAAAUAUUGGAGGGAUUGGGAAGGGACAAUAUCAGAGCAGAGACUCUCAAAAUGGAAGUUUCUAAAUCCAUGAACUUUCAUUUCAUGAGUUUCCAAAUUCAUGAUCUUUUAGUUCAGGGGUUUCCAAAUCCAUGACCUUUUAUUUUAAGAAAUAAAAUGCAAAGUAUUCUCUUUCCAGCCUCUCACAAUCUCCUUGUGUGUAUCUCAAGUCUCCAGCCAUUCCAACAAACAAUUUUCUCCACACCAGUUACUAUCCUUGCUCCAUGAUUUGUAAGCUUGGUAUAAUGAUGCCACCCAAAUCUAUCUUCAUGUUGCCACUCUGCUGACCACUGUUCUGAUAGCCAAUUCAUUAGUUUUAUGUGAGCUAUUCAACACAUGUAUAAGACUAUUUUCAUAUUUGGCAUCUACUCCAACUGUAGACAUUUUUAACACACCCUGUCUCUCUUAGCAGUUCAUAUAAACUGAAGUAAACAAAAUGCCGACUAUGUCUCCUUUGAGAUGAGAUUCAGUACUGAAUCCUAGCUGGCAUCAAGAUUGCCUUACCUUCUCAAUGCUGAUUGCCUCUGUUAAUUCCAACCACACUUGAUCACUGCUCUGUAUGAUAAAUGCAGGCAUCUGCCAAUUCCAGACUGGAUAAGUUUAACAUUUGCUUUGCUGACUUCCCAAAUUUUGCCAUUCACGAGUUAUAUUUGUUGAAAACUCUGUUACCCAUAUACUAACUUCUCAUUUUACCCUCAUUCUCUUCAUCUCUCCCAAAUGUAUUCACUUCAAAGUACCUGCCAUCAUUUCUAUGUUAAUCCAUGACCUUCCCUUGCCCUAUUUCUGCCUUAACAAUAAGCUGCCUUUUCUGAUUCUGAUCUCUUUUUCAUCCUCCUUUCGUUCAGUCAUCCUAAACCAUGAAUCUAUCAGCUGGUUUAAUCCUUUUAUCUGAAAUGCUUCCUAAAUACCACAGCCUUCAUACCAUUUAUUGCUUCCUUCAAAAGUCUCAUCAAAACCUAAGCUUAAGCCUCUUUCAUUAAUCCUUCUCACAUGUGUGCUCAGCUCCUUUUUCUCCCCACAAAAUAAGUACAAUUUGUGAACCUUUUGUGACAUUAUGAACAAUUUACUUGAUUUUAUAAAUGCAAACUAUUAAGCAGGCCUCGUUAAUUGGGAGCACUUGCUGAGAAAUCACUGAUAAACUCCCCACAGAAACUAGAAGAUGACAUAAGAACCUAUGUAUGAUCCUGCUUGUAUUCAUAUUGAUGGCAAGACAGGCACAAAUGUCAUUUUAAAGAAAGGCUUUUAACCUUUAAAAAUGUUAACCAGAGUUUUGAAGAUAGAGUUCCAAUGCAGCUCACACAACUUCUCAUUUUAACAUUGGUGUGAACCUUUUGGAAAUUCUGCUUCAUUAUUUCAAUAUUCAUGAAUACGAUUUGAGAUGUUCACAAUGAUCAUUUUUACUAUUACCUCAAUCUUUUCUAAAUUGUUUGGAAGCUUAAAUUUAAGCUACUAAUUAGCAGAAAUAAAAUUUGACAAUUAUAUGUAUUUUGAUUUUUAUCACUUUUAAAUAUGACAAUAUUUAUGCCUAACACAUAUUUUAUACUUUAUUUCAAUUUUGUGAGAAAUGAUUUAUUUUAAAUCUAUAUGGAUGAUCAAAGUUUCCAUAGUUCUGCUGAUUUCUGUAUUUGACAUGGCCAGAAUCUGGAGAAAUGGCAUAACUGGGUAUUAAUGCCACUUAAGAUUUCUUAUGUAAUUCCUGCACAAGGUCAGAAGUACAAGCACAAAGUUCCACCCCAUUGUGCAGCUAACAAAAAAAUAAUUUUACACAAAUGCUCUUUCCUUGCAUACCUAAUUAAAAUGAUGAGGAAAUAUAUAAUUUUGCUUUUUAAUUGACUUUUUGAUUCCCAUUGCUAAGAAAUUCAGGAGUUCUUCACCAAGCAUUUUAAAACUUUUGCUUGAAUAGCUUAAAGUACAGUUCAUGGAAAAUUUAAGUGAUGAUAAAUAAAACUAAUUUUAUAGUUACUUCACCUGAAGCUAAUAUAAAGAUUGUGAUCAAUUUUACUGCCAAAAUAAUGAGCCUUUUUAACAGAUAAUCAACGUAAUGCUCAGAAUUAAAGGUGUAGAUUGACCAAUUUGUGCAAUUAAUUGCUGACAUGUUGUUACUGAACUAUUCUGAUCUUCUGUUAUGGUAUACAUUUCUUUUUUUAAUGUUUAGUUUUAGUAAUAAAUUGCAUGUUGAAUCAUU